This is a messenger RNA of Xyrichtys novacula (pearly razorfish), 198 nucleotides long. The record is from the annotation of a GenBank genome assembly. Lineage: Eukaryota; Metazoa; Chordata; Actinopteri; Labriformes; Labridae.
AUGGCAGACGGUGUAGAGACGUGUUCGCCUCUAUUCAGCCGUUACACUCUGCUGCUCCUCGGGGGUCUUAUUGAAGCGGCGCAGCAGAGAGGAGAGAGUGUUGUGAUGACAGUGGAAAAUGGACGCUGCACCUCACAACAAACUGCUCCGCUGGCUAAGAAGAAAUUGAAAGUUCGAGUUGGCCCGUGGGAACUGUGA